Budorcas taxicolor (takin) is the source of this 819-nucleotide messenger RNA. RefSeq names its product TATA box-binding protein-associated factor RNA polymerase I subunit D-like. The transcript has a single exon. NCBI's taxonomy places the organism in Eukaryota, Metazoa, Chordata, Mammalia, Artiodactyla, Bovidae. Gene Ontology annotation, cellular component: RNA polymerase transcription factor SL1 complex; nucleoplasm; nucleus. Gene Ontology annotation, biological process: regulation of DNA-templated transcription. The record is from RefSeq and is a predicted model, not a curated record.
AUGGAUUCUCUUAACUAUACAAUGGCAUCUGAUUCAGCUGUGGAAACUGAGAAUCCAAGUGACAACUCUUCCUCUGGUAGCAGCUUGUUUAAAACUCAGUGUGUUCCUGUCCCACCUAAACGGAGGCAAAGAAACACUAUUAGAAAGUUCGUUCACAUACCCAAAAGUACUCAGGCAACAGAGUCAUCUAGUGACUCAUCUAUAGAGCCAAGACCACUGACUUUAAAGGCUCUUUUUGAAAGAUUCAAAAAUAAGAAACGUAAACGUAAAAAGAAAUACAAGCCAAUGGGAAGAUCAGCGGGAAGACCAAAAGGAAGGAGAACCACUAGAUACUCACAAAUUACUGAGAAACAAUUUAAAGACAAAAGACCUGGUUUCCCAUUUUUAGAAUCAGAAAAUGGAAGAAAACCAUUACCUUGGAGAAAAAUUUUAACCUUUGAGCAAGCAGUGGCAAGAGGAUUUUUUAACUACCUUGAAAAACUGAAGUAUGAAUACUACCUCAAGGAAUCCUUGAAACAGAUGAAUGUUGCUGAAGAUUUAGAAAAACAAGACCUUGAUAGUUGAAGAUACAGAUACUUGGAUGAUGAUGGAUCUCUCUCUCCUAUUGAAGAGCCAGCAGCAGAGGAGGAGAUUGCAGCAAACCUUGAACAUGAUGAAUGUUAUAUUAAGUUGGUGGAGAAUAGUUAUUUCAUAAUAAUUUCUGAAUUUCCAAAGAAGAAGAAUGUAUAUUUGGAUCAAGAGGAAUAUACUGAAGAAACUGCUUUGCUUAAAAAGAGAACAUCAAAAUCUAAACACUGGACAGAGGACAAAAUGGCCUGA